AUGACGUCCCGGAAGCGGAAAGCCGACGACGACGGCGAUGAGAUGUCGCUCUCACCACUCAGCUCGCCGGCGAUAUCCUCACGGCAGCUCGCACGGCCCGCGAAGAAACCCCGAGGCGGCGCCGACCUGGCCGGGCGCCCGCUGUCGCUCCCCCGGCUGCUCGAGACCCUCGAUAACACGCAAUUGCGCGCAGUCCUCCACACCAUCUGCCAGCAACAUCCAGACAUCGGCCGGGAGGUGGUGCUGGGCGCACCUCGACCGUCGGUGGCUUCGGCGCUUGAGGUUCUGGGUGAUUACCAGGCGAAAUUGCAGGCCGCGGUUCCUUUCGGCCAAUCAAGCUCCGACUAUACAUACUUCCGAGUCAAACAACCGCUGGCCGCGCUUGUCGAUGCCAUCUCCGACUUCACCCCCCAAUUCCUGCCCCCCGUCGAACAGCAGGCCAACGUCUCGCUACAAUACCUCGAUGCUGCGACAAAAGUCAUACACGAACUACCUGAUUGGGAGAGCCAACAAUAUCGGCAUCACAAGGAUAACGCAUACGAUGAGAUAUCGGGUGCAUGGGCACUGGUGAUUACCGAGGCGGCAAAGAGAGGAGGGGGAUUUGUCUUGCACACGGGCGGCUGGGACCAGAGACUCGCCAGGCAUAACCAGCAGUCGGGCGGGAAGAUGGAACAAGCGAUGGCCGCCAUGGCGACCGAGGUCCCCUGGGCUGGCAACAAUCCCAACGCUGCGCCAGCAUCGGGGUUGUCGGACCCCAACUCGAUCCUAAACCAGCUUAUCAACGGGACCUACGGCUCGCCUGUCCGCGUCGGGCCAUAG
Chaetomium globosum CBS 148.51 is the source of this 819-nucleotide messenger RNA. RefSeq lists its product as uncharacterized. The record is from RefSeq and is a predicted model, not a curated record. The transcript has a single exon. Gene Ontology annotation, cellular component: nucleus. The coding region runs from base 1 to 819 and encodes 272 amino acids. Gene Ontology annotation, biological process: proteasome localization; nuclear protein quality control by the ubiquitin-proteasome system. Lineage: Eukaryota; Fungi; Ascomycota; Sordariomycetes; Sordariales; Chaetomiaceae.